Messenger RNA from Macrobrachium nipponense, 733 nucleotides. RefSeq names its product hyastatin-like. Gene Ontology annotation, molecular function: peptidase inhibitor activity. The record is from RefSeq and is a predicted model, not a curated record. Gene Ontology annotation, cellular component: extracellular region. The transcript is spliced from 2 exons. The coding region runs from base 150 to 623 and encodes 157 amino acids. Lineage: Eukaryota; Metazoa; Arthropoda; Malacostraca; Decapoda; Palaemonidae.
UUCCCGCCUUGAGUGAGAGACGCAUCGGGGAAGGGAAAAAUACCGAACGCCGCUGUCAGGUAUAAAGGACUGUGAAUCCAGUAGACAGCAUUCACUCCUCACAAGAGAAGAAGAAGAAUCAGUUCUCAUCCUACUCUGCUAUAAACAAUAUGAAGGGACUUUUGAUCAUCUGCUGUCUGACAGCUGUUGCAUUUGCACAGGAUAAAAAUGGAGGAAAUAAACGAUUCUUUGGAGGAUUAAACCAAGGUUUGGGUGGAGGUUUCGGUGGAGUUGAUCCAGGAUUUGGAGGUGGUUUUGGAGGUGGAAUUAACCCAGGCUUUGGAGGAGGAUUCGGAGGAGUUUCCAACACCUGCAGACGUUGGUGCCGAACUCCCGAGGGACAGGCAUACUGCUGCGAGAGCAACAAUGAGCCUGACACUCUUCCCUUCGUGAAGCCAGGUGUAUGCCCUCCCGUUCGCCCUCAGUGCCCACCCGUCAGGACCUUUGCCCCUCCACAGACAUGCUCCAACGACAGCAAGUGCGGAGGCGUCGACAAGUGCUGCUACGACAGGUGUCUUGAGGAGCACGUGUGCAAACCCCCAGUUGGGUCUUCCGGCUUCGGUGGAUUCGGUUUUGGAAGAUAAUUCCUGACGUUACUUUGACGAAGCUAUAUUUAAAAUUAAAAUACGAUUUUUUUGUUUACGCUCAUUAGAUGACAGAUAUCCGAUAAUAAAUAUUUAUUUUUAACACUGAA